AAAAAGAACUCAGCUCUCAACUUCAUCUCCUUCCUUAGGAAGUUUAAAAAAUGCAAGAACUUAUAAUUGCCAUAUCUUGCUCGAUUUUGGUCCGAAUUGGACGAUUCUUGUGGUCACGGAACGGGGACGGAAAGCUCUAUGCAUCAAUCCCAGAGAAUCAAGACGCAUCGAUGGACUUCGAAAGUGACAUGUUUGGCUUAGUGGGGUUCGGCCAUUAUUUUGAUAUCAUGAAUUGGAUAGCGAAUUUGUAUUUUCUUUCAGGUUUAUUAUGUGGUGAUGUGGUCGAGCUUCCAUCCACUGUUCUGGAAGUCUCAGUUAUGAAAGUUUCUACCCUUCUUAGAGCUGCAGUAGUUAUGUUAGUAGAUUAAUUCGAUAGUUGACUUGACAGUUUAUGUUUUUCAUGUGCUGUGGCAUAAAGAUGUAUUUUUGGAAAAUGGUUUAUCCACAUAUUUUGUAUAUGAUUACAUGAUAUUUUGCACAAGGUGGUUUGUGUUUUUAACAGGUGCAAGUAGCACAGUUUUCAAACGUUAUAUUGCCGAUUUUUUUUAAAAUUUAAGAUUGUUGUUUUGCGAAAAAUUUAUAGUGAAUUUCAGGCUUGCUACGGGAUUUGGAACUACAAUUCCCAUUCCCUAGCGCCGGUCGCGGCCCUCGAUUUUGGGUCGUGACAAAGUUGGUAUCAGAGCAGUUGGUCCAGUUACCACUGCCGGUCUGUGAAAAAUGUCUAUUUGACCCUAGUGACUGAGUCACUAGGUAACCUAGGAACUACUGCAGCAUAGAGAGUCAAGCCUUAAUUGAUUGUGAUUGUCUGAAAUUGAUUGAUUUUGCUAGGUUGUGAUUUUCGAAUAUACUACGGGGAUGUGAGAUUUGUUGAUAUGUGCAUUAUAUUGUGAUGUGCCUAAGUGAUUAUCUGAGUUAUAAAUUAGGCAUAGUUAUAGAACAUGGUGAUAUAAGGGGUUUGAAUUGUACCUUACGUAUUGAAAUUGUUUGAUUUACGCAUGCCUGGGCGACGAGGAACCUGGUGACAUGCUAUAUCGAUCAAGGAGGAAACGCCUCCUAUUUAUCAAAAUGGACUUCUUAUCGAUGCUAAUAGGUCAACUGAGUAAUUUGAGAAUAGAUAUGUACCAGAUAGUGACGAAGAUCAGGACAUGGCUAUUUCACCUGAGAUGAUAGUGAUAGUGAGAGCAACCCGUCCGAAGAUGCAGUAUCGAAGGAGGCAUUAGAGGACCUUGAUAUCGAGGUAUUUAAGGGAGAUCAGUUUUGCGCCGAGAUACAUAGUUAUCGUGCCAUGAGGGAUGAAAUAGCAUGGGGGGAGAGACAGGCUGAGGCCAGUCUAAACAAUAUUCAGGCACAAAUAAACAUUUUUUUUCUAGAGGCAUACGCACUGUGUAAACAUACACUACUAAGUUUCUAUAUAUGGUAGAAGCGAUGCCUAAACUUAAUUGAGGCAACAGAGAAUUUAACCAUAGGUCUAUUCGAGGUUUAGAGCUUGAGUUUGUAGAGUCGUAUGCUUAUGUU
Messenger RNA from Mercurialis annua (annual mercury), 1515 nucleotides. RefSeq lists its product as uncharacterized. Lineage: Eukaryota; Viridiplantae; Streptophyta; Magnoliopsida; Malpighiales; Euphorbiaceae. The coding region runs from base 51 to 368 and encodes 105 amino acids. The record is from RefSeq and is a predicted model, not a curated record. The transcript has 3 exons.